AUGUCCCCAGACUUAAACCCUAUUGAAGAUCUGUGGGGCAUCUUCAAAUGGAAGGUGGAGGAGCAUAAGUUCUCCAACAUCCACCAGCUUCCAAGGGGCAACCAUGUGCAGACUCCCAAGGUGCAUCCAAAUGAGAAGCAGGCCAUCCAGCAACAGUAUGCAACGUUUCGACCCAACGUCCACUAUUACAAUGCCCCCAUCCUCAAGAAAGGAGUUCUCGGAAACUUUGAACCCAAAGAACCUGAGCCUCUAGGUUUUCCGGGUGGCCUAGGAGAAGGAGCUAAGCCAUUUGUUCUGGGCCCAGAAUACAAAGAAGCCAUCCAUGCAUCCAUCAAAGAGUUUGGCUUCAACAUGGUUGCGAGUGAUAUGAUAUCAUUGGACAGGACCAUUCGAGAUAUACGUCAUGAAGAGUGCAAGUACUGGCAUUAUGAUGAAAGACUCCUGACCUCCAGUGUGGUGAUAGUCUUCCAUAAUGAAGGCUGGUCUACCUUAAUGAGAACCAUCCACAGUGUCAUCAAGAGGACUCCCAGGAAAUACUUAGCUGAAAUUGUCAUGAUAGAUGACUUCAGCAAUAAAGUCCAUUUGAAGGAACGUUUGGAGAUCUACGUCAAGCAGUGGAAUGGUCUGGUGAAACUUUUCAGAAAUGAGAAGAGAGAAGGCCUCAUCCAGGCACGAAGUAUUGGAGCAAAGAAGGCGACAAAGGGACAGGUGCUAAUAUACUUGGAUGCUCACUGUGAGGUUGGGAUCAACUGGUAUGCUCCAUUGGUUGCUCCAAUUUCAGAGGACAGGACGGUGUGUACUGUUCCUUUGAUCGACGCUAUCCAUGGGGAGAUGUUCACCAUUGAGCCCCAGGGUGGAGGAGAUGAAGACGGCUUUGCUAGAGGAGCCUGGGAUUGGAGCAUGCUGUGGAAGAGAGUUCCUCUGAACGACAGGGAAAAGAAAAUGAGAAAAACACGGACAGAGCCAUAUAGGUACUGA
Syngnathus typhle (broad-nosed pipefish) is the source of this 978-nucleotide messenger RNA. Its product is annotated as N-acetylgalactosaminyltransferase 7-like. Gene Ontology annotation, molecular function: nucleic acid binding. Gene Ontology annotation, cellular component: Golgi apparatus. Lineage: Eukaryota; Metazoa; Chordata; Actinopteri; Syngnathiformes; Syngnathidae. The record is from RefSeq and is a predicted model, not a curated record. The transcript is spliced from 6 exons. Bases 1 to 978 code for a protein of 325 amino acids.